This is a messenger RNA of Hyla sarda, 2525 nucleotides long. It is a transcript of the gene PPCS, whose product is annotated as phosphopantothenoylcysteine synthetase. The coding region runs from base 869 to 1849 and encodes 326 amino acids. Gene Ontology annotation, cellular component: nucleus; cytoplasm. Gene Ontology annotation, biological process: coenzyme A biosynthetic process. Gene Ontology annotation, molecular function: phosphopantothenate--cysteine ligase activity. The transcript is spliced from 3 exons. The record is from RefSeq and is a predicted model, not a curated record. Lineage: Eukaryota; Metazoa; Chordata; Amphibia; Anura; Hylidae.
CACAGGACUGUAUGUUGGAGCAGACUGAAGGGAGGGGAGUGAUGUUAGUAUUGUUAAAAGGUUCUCCGAUUAUGCAAAACCUAUCCACAUAAGGGUGCGUUCACACUGAGUAAUUCAAGAGGAAUUUACUCGAGUGAUUCCUCUUGAAUUCUCCGCUCCAUAUUACUGCUCAUCUUCUCUGCCCAUUGACUUUAAUGUUUUUUCCGUUGUCCUGUUCACACUGCGGAAAUUCUGCCAGCGGAAUUCUGGCGCUGAAUUCCGUUCCACUUGGAGAAAGAGCAUGUUCAUUCUUCAAGCGGAAACCGCGAGCAGAAUCCAAUAAAAGUCAAUGGUAAAAAAAAAUUCCCCCCGACAUCGUUUUCAGGCAGAAUUCAAGCGGAAUUCAGAAAAGUAGAUUAAAUAGCCUCCUCCUUCAUUCCUCUUCAUUUCCGCAUGGAAAUUCCGCUUGAUGGAGAAGGCAACAAUUUCCUGACCGAAAUUAUUCCUCGUGAAUUCCUCAGUGUGAACGCACCCUUAGUGUCUGAUCCCGGUGGGUCCCAGUGGUCGGACCCCCCUGCAAUCUCCUGCACAGGGUCAGGCUCUCACCACUGAAUCCCAUCCCAGCCGGUGAUUGCUGAGGGGCGUCUCGGAAGGUGGGGGCCGGAGUGCUUAGGGCAUUUAGUCUGGUGUUCUCCAAACUGGGGCUCUCUACAUGUUGCAAAGCUACAAAUCCCAGCAUGCCUGGAGUUGUAAUUUUGCAACAUCUGUAGGCCCACAGUUUGGAAGCAACUGAUUUUGUUAUAACCCAUGAUGCCCAAUUCAAAGAUGGCGGCGGUAGCGCUUCCUGCGCGAUAGGAAAUGACGUAAACCUAAGUACGCUGUAUCUCCAAUGACAGAAGUUUCUUCCCCGGCGAGCGCUAUGGCUGAACCCAGCCCGGCAGAGCAGAUUCGUCAGGACUUUGCUCCCCCACAGGUCCCGGUGGAGGCCGCCGCUCGGGCCAUGGAAGCGUUUGCCCGGGGCCACCAUUGUGAGGGGCGUCGGGUGGUGCUGAUCACCUCUGGGGGCACCAAGGUCCCGCUGGAGUCCCGCACUGUGCGCUUCCUGGAUAAUUUCAGCAGCGGCCGCAGGGGGGCAGCAUCCGCAGAGUACUUCCUGCAGGCCGGCUACGCUGUGAUCUUCCUGCACAGACAGCGCUCUCUAUACCCGUACAGCAGGCGCUAUGCUGCCACCAACUGGCUGGAUGUCUUGCGGCUGCAGCCCGGAGAGGAGGCGCCCAGAGUGGAGGCAGAGCAGAGCCGUCUGCCCGGGAUUGUGCACAUCCUCCAGGACUAUGGGCGCAUGAAGGAGGCGGGCACCCUGCUGCCCAUAGAGUUCAAUACACUGUCCGACUACCUGCACCUGCUCCGGGCCGCCGCACAGGCCCUCAGCCCCCUAGGGUCCAGUGCUAUGUUCUACCUGGCCGCAGCAGUCUCGGACUUCUACAUUCCUGCGUCAGAGAUACCGGAGCACAAGAUCCAGUCAUCUAGCGGCCCAUUACAGAUUACAAUGAAGAUGGUUCCCAAAAUGCUGUCUCCCUUAGUAAAGGACUGGGCUCCCAAAGCCUUUGUAAUUUCUUUUAAACUUGAAACCGAUACAGAAAUCCUACUUGAGAAAGCGCAGAAAGCAUUGGCCACCUAUCGGCAUCACGUGGUGGUGGCGAACAUCUUGGACACUCUCCGGACGUUGGUGGUGAUCGUGACCGCUACAGAAGAAACUAAGCUCUCCGUAUCUGAGGAAGAAGAACGUGCGGGGGUGGAGAUAGAAGAAAAGAUCAUCAAGGAUCUGACCUUACGCCACACGCACUUUAUGGAUAGGGCUGAAGUCAAUUAGAUGCCUGUACUGCUCGAAACUCAAUGGCCAGUAUAAAUUACCACCCUGCUAUGGUGAACCCUUACAUAAGGGGCAUCUCAUACAGGAAAGGUCGUAGGGCACCCAUGAUGCCCACCCUGCCGUCCGGUUUUGAGGUUAAUUCCGUCCGUGUACACAUCCAACAUGCUGUAAAUCUUUGAACACUGUAAUGAGCAUGACCACCUAGCAUUUCCAUGGAAGUUUAAAAAAAAAAAGUAAAAAAAAAAAAAAAAUUCCAAAGCAAUGGAAAAUAAAAUGGAAAAUAAAAUUCGAAAUGGAAGAUAAAACGGUUCCGCCGAUGAUCUAUAGUAAUAUUCACGCCUCUGUGUUCUCCCACAGAAUACGCUGGUAAUGCAAUGUCUGAAUAAAGUUCAUAUUAGUCAGGCAAUGUAUACACAGUCUCUAGCCAGGACAAUAGUGAUGAGCGGCAUUGGCCAUUUUCGAAUUUGCGAUAUUUUGCAAAUAUAUAGACGAAUAUUCGUCCUAUAUUCGUGAAUUUCGCGUAUUCGUUAUAUUCGCAUAUGUGAAUAUUCCCGUAUUCAAGGAAGAAAACAGUGAGGGGGUGGGCAACUUUACUAUUGGUUGCUUGGGAUUAGAGAUGAGUGAACUUACAGUAAAUUCGAUUUAUCAAGAACUUCUCGGCUCGGCAGUUGAUGAC